AUGGACAAAGGACCCCCUGUCGAGAAUUGGCUCAACCUAGACGAGAUUGAAGAUGUGGCCACCAAAACAGUGAGCCGUAAGGCGUGGGGGUACUACUACUCUGCAUCCGACGACAAGAUCAGCAAAAACAGAAACACAGAGGCCUUCCGCUCAAUCCAACUUAGACCGAAGGUCUUCAUCGACUGUACCAAAUGUGAUCUCAGCACAAACCUGCUAGGAAACCCAGUCUCCAUUCCAAUCUACGUGUGCCCUGCAGCCAUGGCUCGCCUAGGCCACCCAGCUGGAGAAGCUGGCAUCGCAGAAGCAUGUCGAAGCUUUGGAGCUCUGCAGAUCAUCUCGAACAGCGCAUCAAUGACACCAGAGCAGAUAGUUGCCGACGCGACCGAGGACCAAUCAUUUGGUUGGCAGCUUUACGUGCAAAGCGAUCGCACCAAGAGCGAAAAGAUGCUAGCUCGUAUAAGCAAGCUUAAAGCAAUCAAGUUCAUCGCACUUACCCUUGAUUCUCCUGUGAGUGGGAAAAGAGAGGACGAUCAACGCCACGGCAAUGUCAACAAUACCAUGACCGAGUCUAGCUCGGAAGGCCCAUUCGAGCAUUCGGAGAGCAAUGCCAUCAAACCAGAGAACCAAACCGAAGACCAGGUGUUUGCUGGAAUGGACCCUUCUCUUACGUGGACGGAGGCUUUGGCGUGGUUGGCCAAGCAUACGACUCUUCCGAUUGUCCUCAAAGGCAUACAGACUCACGAAGAUGCUUACAUUGCCAUGAAGCAUGGCCCUCAGGUUAAAGGUAUUAUUCUAUCUAACCAUGGAGGCCGUUCUCUAGACACUGCACCCCCUGCUGUUCACACAUUGCUUGAAAUCAGGAAGUACUGCCCUGAGGUAUUUGAGAAUCUUGAAGUGUGGAUUGACGGGGGCAUCAAGAGAGGAACAGAUGUGGUUAAGGCCCUGUGUUUGGGUGCAAGGGGAGUUGGCAUAGGAAGAGCUGCACUCUGGGGCUUGGGAGCUGGGGGCGUGGAUGGUGUGAAGAGGACACUGGAAAUUUUGAGCGAAGAGACAAAGACUUGCAUGCGUUUACUUGGCGUGGGACAUGUCAAGGACCUUGGGCCACAGCAUGUAAGUCAGCACACAACAUCUCCUCACACAUGGCAGGCGCGAUAUGCGGACACUGAUGGAAGUACGCUUGCUAGAUUAACACAAGGCUCAUUGAACAAGAAAUAUACGAUGGACCACCUGGUUUUGAGCGUGAUGAAACACACGGCCAGCCAAAGCUGUGAGGGCGUGAAACAAGAACUGUGCCCAGAUGGAUGUCAAGGCCGAUGCAAGAGGAGAACUUCAGAGAGAGAUUCAGAAAAGCCAUGA
Penicillium olsonii is the source of this 1356-nucleotide messenger RNA. The record is from the annotation of a GenBank genome assembly. NCBI's taxonomy places the organism in Eukaryota, Fungi, Ascomycota, Eurotiomycetes, Eurotiales, Aspergillaceae.